Molecule: messenger RNA, 3116 nt
Organism: Aphis gossypii (cotton aphid)
Lineage: Eukaryota; Metazoa; Arthropoda; Insecta; Hemiptera; Aphididae
Gene: Hsepi
Product: D-glucuronyl C5-epimerase
Exons: 11
Coding region: 544-2244 (566 amino acids)
Biological process (GO): heparan sulfate proteoglycan biosynthetic process
Cellular component (GO): Golgi apparatus
Molecular function (GO): heparosan-N-sulfate-glucuronate 5-epimerase activity
Source: RefSeq, a predicted model, not a curated record
UCAGUUAUCACUUACGAGUAAGUGCACCGACGUCCGACACAAAAUAUUAAUAUUAUUUAUCUUUAACACAUCGUUACAAGUAACAACGAUAAUUAAUAAUUAUCGUUAUUUGCGGUUUUUAGUUAUGAUCGGUCCGCCGUAAUUAUAUUUAUCAGACAAUAAUUGUAGUUUUCGAUCCACUUGGCCGACGUGAUUAACAAUAAGAGGUAACAGUACAUUGGGCAGUAGGCACUGUCGAGAAUUUUUUUUUUCAUCGAUUUUGCUCCGCGUCGAUCUUGAUACUUAACGAUCAGAUGAAUGCUGUCUUGGAGAUGGACGGCAUUUUGUCUCGAGAAAGUUGUCGCAGAAAUAACAGUUGUCAUUGUCGUCCGUCAACGACCAUUUUAUUAAAAUGAUUGGAUUGCCUCCACAUUCCACCCAACCGGACAUUGUAUGGCACCAAUGAUACAGGUUUACUCAUACCUUGUUUGACCACAGUGAUCGAGCCAAAUAAAUGCCUGUAGUUAUUCAUCGUUCAAUUAUUCAAAUGAUUAUUAAACCAGUAUGAGAUUAAACAUAAGAACUCUCUUUUUAGUUCUUUCUACUUUUAUUAUAAUAUGCACCGUGUCAUUGUGGUCAAAUUGCUCAAAUCAAACAUUUGAUACAUUUUCAAAGAAUAUCAAAUCCAAUUAUGAAUCAUUAGUUCAAAAUAUAAAGCCAAUAGACUGUCUCAUUAAUGGAAAUAGCGUUCAUGUGGAUUGCCUUAUAAAAAAUAGCACAGUUUAUAUUCCAUUUUCAUUUCUAAAAAAUUAUUUUGAGGUUUAUGGAAAAAUUAUUGAAACUGAUGAUAACAAAAAAAAGUUCCAUUGGUCACAUAGCUAUUCCAAAAUUUAUCAUCAGAAUGGAAAAUAUGACUCUCGAGGUGUAUUUACAAAUUUUCAAAAUUAUAAAGUUGAAGAAAGAGAUCGCGUGAAAUGUGUUAGUGCUUCUGAAGGAGUGCCAGUAUCAACUCAAUGGAAUCCUCAUGGUUAUUAUUAUCCAACACAAAUAGCUCAAUUUGGGUUGUCUCAUUAUAGUAAAAAUCUUACUUUACCAUCACCAAAAAGAAAGAUUUUAGAAAAUGGUCAGUUAAAUCCUUUAUGGAAUGUUCCUGAAACUUCAAAAAUACAAAUAGCAUUCAAUGCUCAAGUCAAUAGUAAUGUUAUUGAUUUUUUCAGUACUGAUAAACCAAUUUCAUUGAAAAUUGAUAGUAAAGAGGAAUUUUUCCUUAGUUUUGAUGUGGCUUUAUCUUUAUCAACACGUAGUAGUAUUGUUGUUACUAUAAAAGAUAUGAAGGAACAAAAUGAAGUAUGGAAUCUGCAUUAUAUAUGUUCUAGAACAUUUAUAUUUGCAAAGGGUCAUAAUAUUUAUCACGGAAUGCAUUGUAGUAGAGAGUUUGGCUGGAAAAAAUUGACAAGAAAUGUAUUAAUUGACUUGCAAAAGGGUUUACAUAUGUUAAAAAAAACAACAACAAAAAUAUUUCGUUCAAAAUAUAAGUUAUGUGAUUUUAAACUGUAUGGAGUUGGAUUCUUGGACAACCUAACACUUAGUUCUAGUGAUCAUAUAAGUCAAUUUUAUGCUGCUGCACAUUGGUUCAAUAAACAUCAAGACAAAGAAUCUGGUGGUUGGAUUAAUCCUGUUACUCGUAAAAUAUCUCCUGUUAUUAAAUCAUUAAAGCCAGGAUGGUUAUCUGCUAUGGGUCAGGGUCAAGCAAUAUCAUUGCUCUCCAGGGCAUUUCACCAUUCUGGCGGCAAUGAAGUAUACUUAAAUACAGCUCGCACUGCUCUAAAACCAUUUAAAAUUCCGAGUAAAAAUGGUGGCGUUUUAUCUAAAUUUAUGAAUUUACAUCCAUGGUAUGAUGAAUAUCCUACUGUUCCACCAAUAUUUAUUUUAAAUGGUUUUAUGUACUCUUUAAUUGGAUUAUAUGAUUUAUUUUCAUUGGCUCCUAAUGGUUCAGAGGUUUCGCAAGAAGCUUAUGCAUUAUGGAGACAAGGCAUGACAUCAUUAAAAAAUCUGUUACCAUUGUUUGACAUGGGUUCAAGAUCAGCAUAUGAUCUCAGACAUGUAACACUUGAUAUAGCGCCAAAUAUUGCUCGAUGGGAUUAUCAUGCUACACAUAUCAAUCAGCUAUUGUUAUUGGCAACGCUGGACAAUGCAACAGUUAUACAAACUACAGCUAAAAGAUGGAUUGGUUAUAUGAAUGGUGCCCGUGCAUCGCACAAUUAAGUUAUUGAUACUGAAAGUAUUGAACAUAAAAUUAGUAAAAAUAUAAAUAAGAAAAUGUUGGGAAAAAAGUAUGGCUGUGACAAUUUUUUUUUUCCUAAAUAUGUAGCAUUUUUAAUUAAUUUUAUAUUUUUAGAGGAAAUGUGCAUUAAUAAAAUAACUACAAUUUUUAAUUUAAAUAUUAAAACCAGCAAUUGACAGGAAAUUUAUCAUUUAGUUUCAGUGAAGUGGGUUUUUGUUUUGCUUUUGAAAUAAAAUCUUUAAUACUUAAUAUCAUAUCAUUAAAUUAUGUGGGAUUUGUCUCUAAAAAUAUCAAACAUACAAUAAUUGAAUUCUGAACUCAGUUUUUUUAUAAAGAUUUAUAAUUUAAAACCGAUACAUUUUUUUAAAUUUGGUUGGGUUGGUUAAAAGUUUUGUUUACACUAGUAAUCCAGUUAUUGAUUUUCGCAUAAUCAGUAUUAAAAAUAACAUAAUAUUACAUUUAUUAUGAAACAAUUUACAAAAUGUUAAAUUUUUUUUUUUUUUAAUUACUUUAAAUAAAUAUUUAUAUAGUUGCUGCUUUGAAAUAAUUUAAUUUGGAUUUCAAAAAUUUAAAAUAUAAUUAUUCUGUUAGGAUUAUUAUAGAAACAUGACAUAUUGUAAUACACUACAAGAUAAAUAUGUAAAAGUUGUUUUAUUCCUAUUUAUUUAUUUGUUUAUUUUUGAUUUAAUAUUAGUAUUAUUUAUACACACUUACUAUUAUUAUUAUUAUUAUUAUCGUAAGGUAAUACUUACUAUAAUCUAUAAUAAAUACUAACAAUAGAAUUAUUUCAUGAAUACAAAAUAUCAGGGUUCCUCUGUAUAUUAAAUAUUCUUAUUCAAGCCAAAUAUUCUGA